Messenger RNA from Sebastes umbrosus (honeycomb rockfish), 4302 nucleotides. It is a transcript of the gene zyg11, whose product is annotated as zyg-11 homolog (C. elegans). The record is from RefSeq and is a predicted model, not a curated record. Lineage: Eukaryota; Metazoa; Chordata; Actinopteri; Perciformes; Sebastidae. The transcript is spliced from 18 exons. Gene Ontology annotation, cellular component: Cul2-RING ubiquitin ligase complex. Bases 444 to 2678 code for a protein of 744 amino acids. Gene Ontology annotation, molecular function: protein binding.
AAGCUAUGACGUGUUGAUGACGCGUGACCCAACCUCCUUCUAUAGGCCUUGAGUCCCGCCUCUUCCGCUGAUGUACUUCCGGUGCCGUGACCUUUUGUUUAUGUCUGAACGCUAGUCAUAAAUAGAUCUGUAAUAACUGUGGCUGUGAAAACCCCUCGUUCACAUCCUGGUCUCGUUAUUCGGAUUUUCAGUCGCUACAGAGAUAAAACCGACAUCUUUUAAACAUGAAUUCCUCCUCAGAAGACAGAUUUCUACAUGUUUACACGGAGAAUGAUUUACCAACACGGAGGAGACAACAAGUGAGCUAGACAGACAGACAGACAGAAAGCUCCACGGAUAACACGAUAAGCUUUAUUAUUGUUAUUUUACAUAGUGGUAGAAAGACACCAGACUCAGUUGCAUAAGCUAGAAUUAGAGAUUUAUUUUUUUUGAUAUAUAAAACUAUGGCCUGUAAUUUCCUAAACACGGAUGAGGCAUCUCCACCAGCUCUGACAGACCUGUGCCUGACUCAUGUGAGCCAGAAUCUGGAGUGUUUCUGUGUGAAGCGCCCCGAUGGCUCCCUGUGCUUCAGAGAGGCUGUACUGUUCCCACAGGAGCUGGCAGACCAGCUGCUGGCCAAGAUGGCCACUGAAGGUCUGUUGAAUGACAGCACAGUGGGUGUCUUUCGGAACUGCGAAUACCUCCGGCUGAGAAGAGCCUGCAUCCGUACGGCGCGAAUCUCUGCCGAGGCCUUUCAGAAAGCCCUCUGCUCUCACAGACUGUUGGAGCUGGAUGCUUCCAGGGUCAACGCAGACCUCACUAUCCCUGAUAUUCUACAGGGGCUGGCCACCAAUAAAUACUGUCAGGAGUCCCUCCAGCGACUUGUCUUAACAGGCCUCACCAUGUCCUCUCUGGAGGAACCAAUCCGGUAUCGCUUCAGCUCCCUCCAGGGCCUCCGCUCCCUCUCUCUAGCCAACGUGGACUUCUAUGACUCCGGGCUCGCCGACGUGUGUUCCCUGCCUCGGCUGGAGAGCCUCGAUCUCUCCAACACCUCAGUCACCAACCUGAGCCCCCUGCUGGGCCUGAAGGAGCGGCUGCGCUCGCUAACACUGCACCAGCUGAAGAGGCUGGAGAUGACCACAGCUCAGCUGCUGGGAGUCAUCGGCCAGCUGGAUGUACUGCAGCACCUGGACAUCAGUGAUGAUAAGCAGUUUACCUCCGACGUGGCUCGUCAACUGCUCGGACAGCCAGGGAUCCUGCCCGCUCUCAUUUCCCUGGAUGUAUCGGGGAGGAAACAGGUCACAGAUGCAGCUAUUAAGGCAUUUGUUGAGGAGCGACCAGGGAUGACCUUUGUGGGACUUCUGGCCACAGAUGCUGGAUUUUCUGAAUUCCUCUCUGGAGAGGGAAGUCUAAAGGUGACGGGAGAAGCCUACGAGACCCAGAUCUGUGAGGCCCUGCGUCGCUACAGCGAGCGGGAAGGUUUCGUGAGAGAAGCUCUGUUUCAUCUGUUCAGCCUGACUCAUGUGAUGGAGAAACCGAGGCCCGACAUCCUCAAGCUGGUAGUUUUGGGUAUGAAGAAUCACCCUGCCACUCUGAAUGUCCAGCUGGCAGCCAGCGCCUGCGUGUUCAACCUGACGAAGCAGGACCUGGCAGCAGGAAUGCCGGUGCGACUGUUGAGCACCGUCACUCAGCUUCUACUGGAGGCCAUGAGGACGUUCCCCAACCACCAACAGCUGCAGAAGAAUUGCCUGCUGUCUCUGUGCAGUGAUCGCAUUUUGCAGGAGGUUCCAUUCAACAGGUUUGAAGCUGCCAAACUGGUGAUGCAGUGGCUCUGCAACCAUGAAGACCAGAACAUGCAGAGGAUGGCUGUAGCUAUCAUCUCCAUACUGGCUGCAAAGCUCUCCACAGAGCAGACGGCUCAGCUGGGAGCAGAGCUGUUCAUAGUGAAGCAACUGCUCCACAUUGUGCGUCAGAAGGCUACUCAGGGCGUGGUGGACGCCACCCUCAAAUUUACACUGAGUGCACUCUGGAACCUCACCGAUGAAUCACCAACGACCUGCCGCCAUUUUAUCGAGAACCAGGGCCUCGAGCUGUUUAUCAAAGUUCUAGAGUCCUUCCCCAACGAGUCCUCUAUUCAGCAGAAGGUUCUCGGUCUGCUGAACAACAUAGCAGAGGUCGGGGAGCUGCACGUCGAGCUGAUGGUGCAGGGCUUCUUGGACCACAUCAGCACCCUGCUGCACAGCCCAGAGGUGGAGGUCAGCUACUUCGCCGCGGGCAUCCUCGCGCAUCUGACGUCACGAGGAGAGGGAGCCUGGACGCUCAGCGUUGAGCUUCGAUCCUCACUGCUGGAGCAGCUGCACGAUGUCAUUAAGAAGUGGCCGGCGCCGGAGUGUGAAAUGGUGGCCUACAGGUCAUUUAACCCCUUCUUUCCCCUGCUGGAGUGCUUUCACACCCCCGGUGUCCAGCUGUGGGCGGCCUGGGCCAUGCAGCAUGUCUGCAGCAAGAACGCCGCUCGCUACUGCAGCAUGCUGUUGGAGGAAGGCGGCCUGCAGCAGCUGGAGCUCGUUCAUUCACACCCGCAGACCCACAAAGAUGUCAAACUGCUGGCUAAGGGCAUUCUGGAGAGCCUGCAGCGCCACAGAGCCCGCACCGGCCAGCCUGCACAAACGCACACAAGUCGCCGCCCGCCGCCACAAUAACCUCACCCCGAGAAAAGGAGAUUACCUGACCGACGUAAGCUGAGUCCCACCACAGAGGGGAUUUUGUAUGCGCGUGUGUGUGUGUGUGUGCGCGCAUAUCCCACGCACAAACACACUUUAUCAAGGAAACAAACACUACAUUAAGGACAAACACUACGCAGUUCUUUGCACACACACCAACUUUAUUUAUUUUGUGUUGUGUUUGUUUCAAAACAAAAACUAUUUCUGUGUGUUAAUCUUGUGAUAAAAACAAUUUAAAUUAUGAGAACUGUUGGUCAGUUAUGCUCAAAUCUCAACAUGAGGUUUGUGUCUGUGCUCGCUCUUGUUAGUCUGACAUCAUGAUGAUUUUAAUACCAAAAAAAAAAAACUGUCAGUGCACACGUACAAAUCUCAGUUUGGGAUUGAAACCCCCAAAAGCUCCGCUGAGGGUUCUCGACACCCUGCGGUUCCUGUAUGUUGCCGUGGGCUCUGGUUGUCUGAAUUUUAGCUCAUUAGAUAUACGCAUGACGCUGCUGUGAGCUCAAGCAUGCUGGAGUUUGUGUGAAUGCUCGUACUGCUGCUGCCUGCUUGUAUGUUUAUAGCAGUGUGCUGUUCACUGAAACCCCACGCCUCUGGGAACCCGAUACUGCUGUUGCUCUCCUCUUUAUUUAGUCUUUUUAUCAGCUAAUGCCUUUUGAUUUAAUGCGACAGGACGCUUGCCUCGGGUGUGCUCAGUGGGUUCAAAAUGUACAAACAUUAAAGAUGAAAACCUAAAUUAUAGAAAUAUCUUUGAGAAGCUCAAGUGUGUUUUCUUUUCUAAACAUUUGGCGGCCCCCUAAAUCAGUCAUUUCUGUGGCAAAACCAGCAGUGCCGUAUGAGUGUCCUCUCUGGACACAAAUGGCAAUAAUGAUUUUGUCAGUAUAGUCGUGAUGGAUGUACAAGUGCGUUGAGUUACAGCUGUUUUCUCUUUGAGAAACUUGUGUGUGUAUAUAUUGGUUUGUUCGCUGUGCUUUCCAAUGCGUCUGAAAAGACAGAGACAGCGCUUCGGUGUGAGCAUGUGUGUAUGUACGUCUGUACACGUAGCUGCAUCUUAAAAGAGUGUAUGUAAUUUGUACAUAAUAGAACAUGAGAGAGAAAUAGUGUUCAGGACUGGUUGCAUGGGAAUUAUUAUACUGUAUGUUCCAUGGUUUGUUUACCUGAGAGUUAUGAUGAAGAACAAAGUAAACGGAGAGGAAACGCUGUUUACCUAGAGAGAGAUAUUCAAUAAAUGACUAGAAAUUAGUUUCCUCCAGGACGCCAUUGUACCAGGUACACUGCUACCGCUUCUGUCCAGAGAAGCCGCCAUCUGCUGUAGCAGCUGACCCCGACGCCCACAUUCUCCUUUUUCCACCUGAGGUCCUGAUUCUCAUUAUUUUCUAUGCAAUCAGAAUUAAUGUUGCUCAUAAAAACUGCUGUCAAACCCCUGAUACAAUUUUUAGUUUUGAGUAGGGAUGCACCGAUCCGACUUUUUCGAUAGCGAUAUCUGUGGGGUAGUGAUAUCUUUGGGUUUCGGACGAUACCAAGUACUGAUCCAAUACCAGUCUUAAAUGAAUAAGCUGUAUGCCUCACUGAAUGAACCAACUGCAAAGACACACAGAACAUCCAC